Psilocybe cubensis is the source of this 1881-nucleotide messenger RNA. RefSeq lists its product as uncharacterized. Lineage: Eukaryota; Fungi; Basidiomycota; Agaricomycetes; Agaricales; Agrocybaceae. The transcript is spliced from 12 exons. The record is from RefSeq and is a predicted model, not a curated record. Bases 1 to 1881 code for a protein of 626 amino acids.
AUGCUUUUGACUUCCAAGUUUGCUCUGUUAGCGUGCUCUGUCCUUGCUGCUUCAGUUGAUCAAGCCUUCGCACGUGAAAGGUGGCUCGAGAGGGAUGGACGUGCUGUCUACUUGUAUCCACGGAGAUUUGGUCAAGAACAGCCUGCUGUCCUUGAAAAAAUCAGAACCGCAUGCCCUGGAGAAGUUUGCGGUGUAUUAGCUGGCCAAGCAGUGACUCCUUUGCUCGCCGCUCAGCCUGAGUGUUCCCAACAGGAUCACGCAGAUGCAAUCAUCGAUGCCAGUAAGCAAUUCGAUGCCGCCACUCAAGAACUCAUGAUUGCCGCUGCCGUUGAAUACCGUCAAGUCGAGAAGAAUACUCCUCCGGAUUUCACGACAAAUCCACCCACCAACCGAAACUCUGUUUUCUGUCAGAAGGCCCCCAAGAACCCUCAGCUCAACGGUCUUGUUCAAGCUCAGGAUCCUGCGAACGACCCCAACAUAUUCUUCGACCCUGCAAAGAAGGCGUCGGUCCGUAAAGGCACUCAAGCCAAUACUUCGCCUUUCAACGGUGCUGUUGCUCAGCCUUCUCCCGAAACUCCUGUAGAGACACCCCAGGAGACGGAACCAAUCUUGAUUGAGACACCGAGUGCGACUGAUUGCGCUGCCUCCACUGUCACCGUCACCGUCACUGCUGCUGCUACUGCUACUGCAUCAGAUCCUGCUGUCACCGUCAUUGUGGGGGAUGAUGCUGCCACGGCUGCUCCUCCCGCAGCUACUACCCCUGCCACUGCUCCUGCUGGCGCCGACUUUGGUAGCUGUACUGUUCCGGAAAUUGAAUUCGCUGCUGGCUUUGACAACCGAAAGGAGACCAGCUUCCAGCCCACUGACAAGCAAUCUUUCAACCAUGGUUCCGCUCAAAAUAUUGCGAUUAUCACUCGAUUCAUCUGCGAUACUUUGACGAACAGCUGCAAGGCUAACCAGGCUGCUAAAGACCUCUGUGCUCAGGCUCAAACAGCUGCCCUUGCCGCUGCAUCUCAGACAGGCGCGCAGGCUGAUGCCUUCAAUGCCGCGUUUGGGAUCACAACCACAUUUAGCACAGUUGCUGUCAUUGACAACCAAGGAAGAGUAGUUUCUGCUGGAGCUGCCCCUGUUGCCCCUGUUGCAUCUGUCGUAUCUCAGACCCCACCUGCUAGCACCCCUGCUGUCUCCUCCGGCAUUGGUAGCUUUGGUAAAUGUUCUGUCCCUGAGAUCGAAUUUGCUGCGGGUUUCGACAACAGAAAAGAAACCAGCUUCCAACCUGUUGACAAAGCUUCGUUCAACCAUGGAUCUGCUCAGAACAUCGACAUCAUCACCCAGUUCAUCUGUGAUACUUUGACCAACUCUUGUGCCGCAGACGCAACUGCCAAGGCAACCUGCAAGACUGCCCAAAGCGCUGCAUCCGCCGCCACCAAGGGAAGCGGUGCACAGGCAGACGCUUUCAAUCAAGUCUUCGGAAUCACCACCAACUUUGCCUCUGUUCAGCAAAUUGAUAACCAAGGUAGAGUUGUUGGAGCUGUUCAGGCUCCUGCCGCUCCUGCCACCACCACCGCUGCUGCCCCUACUACCGCUGCUGCUCCGGUGGCGACUGCCACACAAGCUUCCAACGUUUCGGGCAAUCUUCAAACCUUCCAGGGUGCUCUUGGAAACGUCGUAGCUCCUGUCGUGACAGCGGCUGGUAACGGACAGUUCCAAGUGGCAGGUAACGCUUCCUUCAACAACGUCAGGAAUGCCGUUGUGCGCUCUUGUGAUGUUCAAAAUAACCAGUGCGCAAAUGCUGCCAACGCUUCGGGAAACAAGAAUGGUUUCACUGUAUCUGCUUGCAACGCUCAGCAAGCUCAGUGCAUCGCUGCUGCUGGCAACUAA